UAUUUGUUCGACAACGCGGAACUCCUAUCGUUACUCGCGACAAGAUUCUUUCUGUUAUAAAGCUUUUUGCAUAAUUUUGAGAUCGACGAUCACUUACGGCAACCAUGCAUCGGUUAUCUAAGUGCGUCAUUGCGCACAGUCCAUCCGUUCCCCUGUCUUUUCCUUCUUCCGAACGCUUAAUUGGAGUGCCCGUGAUGGACGAGAGAAUGGUAGCAACUCAAAAGUUGACGACGACGAAGAAGGAGACCAGGAUCCCCUUGCUCCUUCUGAUUGCCUGCGCUCUCAGCGUUCACGGCAAACCGACAGCACAGGGAGAUGCAGGAAACGACAACAAUGACGCCGACAUCGGCGACUACGACGCCGGGAACGACGCCGGGGCGGCCGACGCCCAGGACGCCGGGGCAGGGGACCUAGACGCCGGAUUAGCCGGCAAGCCGUCGCCGAAAUUCGACGAAGGUGCGGACAGUGGUGUCGACACCGACACCGACACUGAUACCGAUACCGGUGCUGAUGCUGCUGACGCCGGCGGUGAUGCGGGCGACAACAACGACCUCGACGGCGGCAACGGUGGCGACAACGACUGGGACUUGGCCGGCGGCAAAGACGACGCCUUCUACGACGACAAGGAAGACGAUUCCGAGACGUCCGACAGUGACUCCGGCGAGGACGGCAACGGAGACGGCGACAGCGACAGUUCCAGCAGCAGCGAAGACGGAGACAACAGCGGCGCAGACGACAGCAGCAGCUCCAGCAGCGAUCAAGAGAGCAGCGACGACUCUGACGACGAUGAAGACGCAGAGAACAGCUCCAACGACUCUGACGAGAGCGACAGCAGUGACGACUCCGAGGAUGGCGAAGGCUCGAACGACAGCUCCAACGACUCCGCCGAAAGCGACAGCAGCGACUCAUCUGACGAUAACGAGGGAUCUGACGACAGCAGCAACGAUUCAGCUGACAGCGCUAGCAGCGACGAUUCCGAGGAUGGCGAGGGAUCCAGCGACAGCAGCGAUGACUCCGCCUCAAGUGACGAGAGCAACAGCAGUGAUGAUUCCGAGGAUGGUGAAGGAUCUGCCGACAGCUCCAACGACUCUUCAGAUAGUGACAGCAGCGACGAUUCCGAUGAUAACGAAAGCUCCAACGACAGCAGCAACGAUUCUGACGAGAGUGAUGAGGGAGAUGACAACGAUUCCAACGACGCCGAUGGUAGCAACUCCAGCGACAGCAGCGACUCUUCUGAUGACAAUGAAGACUCUGCCGACAGCUCCAACGACUCUGCUGAUAGCGACAGCAGCGACGAUUCUGAGGAUGGCGAGGGAUCCGACGACAGCUCCAACGACUCUGCUGACAGCGAUGACAGCAGCGACGAUUCUGAGGAUGGCGAAGGAUCUGACGACAGCUCCAACGACUCUGUCGAUAGCGAUGACAACAGCAGCGAUGAUUCUGAAGAUGGCGAAGGAUCCAAUGAUAGCUCCAACGACUCUGCUGAUAGCGACAGCAACAGCAGCGACGAUUCCGAAGAUGGCGAAGGCUCUGAUGAUAGCUCCAACGAUUCCGCUGACAGCGACAGCAACAGCAGCGACGACUCCGAAGACAACGAAGGAUCUGACGAUAGCUCCAACGACUCUGACGAGAGCGACGACAACAGCAGCGAUGACUCUGAAGACAAUGAGGGAUCUGACGAUAGCUCCAAUGAUUCCGCUGACAGCGACAGCAACAGCAGCGACGACUCAGAAGACAACGAAGGAUCUGAUGACAGCAGCAAUGAUUCUGAUGAGAGCGAUGAUAACAGCAGCGACGACUCUGAGGAUGGCGAAGGCUCUGACGAUAGCUCCAAUGACUCCGCCGAUAGCGACAGCAACAGCAGCGACGACUCAGAAGACAAUGAAGGAUCUGACGACAGCUCCAAUGACUCUGCCGAAAGCGACGACAACAGCAGCGAUGAUUCCGAGGAUGGCGAAGGCUCGGACGACAGCUCCAACGACUCUGACGAAAGUGACGACAACAGCAGCGAUAGUUCCGAAGACAACGAAGAUUCCAACGACAGCAGCAACGAUUCAAGCGAUAGUGACAGCAGCGACGAUUCUAAUGAUGAUGAAGGCUCUGAUGACAGCUCCAACGAUUCUGAUGAAAGCGAUGGCAGCAGCGACAGUUCUGAAGACAACGAAGAUUCCAACAAUAGCAGCAACGAUUCAAGCGAUAGCGACAGCAGCGAUGAUUCUAACGAUGAUGAGGGCUCUGAUGACAGCUCCAAUGAUUCCAAUGAGAGCGAUGAGAGCAGCGAUAGUUCUGAGGACAAUGAAGACUCCAACGACAGCAGCAACGAUUCAAGCAAUAGUGACAGCAGCGACGAUUCUAAUGAUGAUGAAGGGUCUGAUGACAGUUCCAACGACUCAGAUGAAAGCGAUGGUAGCAGCGAUGACUCCGAAGAUAAUGAGGGCUCUGAUGACAGCAGCAACGACUCAGAUGAAAGCGAUGACAACAGCAGCGAUGAUUCUGAAGAUGGCGAAGGCUCUAACGACAGCUCCAACGACUCUUCUGAUAGUGACAGCAGCGACGAUUCCGAAGAUGGCGAAGGCUCUGAUGAUAGCUCCAACGAUUCCGCUGACAGCGACAGCAACAGCAGCGACGACUCUGAAGACAACGAAGGAUCCAACGAUAGCUCCAACGACUCUGACGAGAGCGACGACAACAGCAGCGAUGACUCAGAAGACAAUGAAGGAUCUGACGACAGCAGCAACGAUUCUGAUGAGAGCGAUGAUAACAGCAGCGACGACUCUGAGGACGGCGAAGGCUCUGACGAUAGCUCCAAUGACUCCGCCGAUAGCGACAGCAACAGCAGCGACGAUUCCGAAGAUGGCGAAGGCUCUGAUGAUAGCUCCAAUGACUCCGCCGAUAGCGACAGCAACAGCAGCGACGAUUCCGAAGAUGGCGAAGGCUCUGAUGAUAGCUCCAACGAUUCCGCUGACAGCGACAGCAACAGCAGCGACGACUCUGAAGACAACGAAGGAUCCGAUGAUAGCUCCAACGACUCUGCUGAAAGCGACGACAACAGCAGCGAUGACUCUGAAGACAACGAAGGAUCUGACGAUAGCUCCAACGACUCUGCUGAAAGCGACAGCAACAGCAGUGAUGACUCAGAAGACAACGAAGGAUCUGACGACAGCUCCAAUGACUCUGCCGAUAGUGAUGACAACAGCAGCGACGACUCCGAGGAUGGCGAAGGAUCUGACGACAGCUCCAACGAUUCUGAUGAGAGCGACAACAACAGCAGCGACGACUCUGAGGAUGGCGAGGGAUCUGAUGACAGCUCCAACGACUCUGACGAGAGCGAUAGCAACAGCAGCGACGACUCCGAAGAUGGCGAAGGAUCUGCCGACAGCUCCAACGACUCUGAUGAGAGCGAUAGCAACAGUAGCGACGACUCUGAGGAUGGCGAGGGAUCUGCUGAUAGCUCCAACGAUUCCGAUGAUAGCGACAGCAGCGAUGAUUCGGAAGAUGGCGAAGGCUCGAACGACAGCUCCAACGACUCUGCUGACAGCGACAGCAGCGAUGACUCUGAAGAUGGCGAAGGAUCCGAUGACAGCUCCAACGAUUCUGACGAAAGCGACAGCAGCGAUGACUCCGAAGAUGGCGAAGGAUCCAAUGACAGCUCCAACGAUUCUGACGAAAGCGACAGCAGCGAUGACUCCGACGAUGGAGAGGGAUCUGACGACAGCAGCAACGAUUCCGACGAAAGUCUCACAAACUUUAUGUUCCACAGUGACGAGAACGACGCCGACGGAGGAAACGAUGGAGACGCAGGCGCUGCUGAGGCCCCGGCAGAGGAAGAACCCGCUGCCGCGGAAGAACCCGCCGUCGAGCAAACCACCGACGCCUCCGAUUAA
Molecule: messenger RNA, 3884 nt
Organism: Notodromas monacha
Lineage: Eukaryota; Metazoa; Arthropoda; Ostracoda; Podocopida; Cyprididae
Source: the annotation of a GenBank genome assembly